Dacryopinax primogenitus is the source of this 1605-nucleotide messenger RNA. RefSeq names its product oxidoreductase. Lineage: Eukaryota; Fungi; Basidiomycota; Dacrymycetes; Dacrymycetales; Dacrymycetaceae. Bases 278 to 1306 code for a protein of 342 amino acids. Gene Ontology annotation, molecular function: dioxygenase activity. The transcript has 3 exons. The record is from RefSeq and is a predicted model, not a curated record.
UCACAGCAAGGGCACUAGGCUCAAUUUCAUUUUCUCUUGUGUUGCCGAUAUUGCUUGGAGAGCCAUCGAUCUCCGAAUGUGACAUACCCCGGCCGCUUUCGUCAGAGAUCGGCAAUCACCAGUCCGACCUAGACAAUAUAUGAUCAACAGCUUAUUCGCUCCACAAUUCUGUUCACAAGACUAAAUAGGACUCUUAUCGAGGACCCAACUCUACCACAUUCGACGAACGCUUAAUUUCGCUUCUUGACUGCUUUCUGUCGCGAACUUCAACCCAACAAUGCCCUCUAUUCAAGACUCUCCUGUCCCUGUUAUCGACUUCGGCCUGUUUCUCAACGCGACCUCGCCACAGCAGAGGAAACAGGUCGCCGAGCAAGUUUUCCAUGCUUUUCGCACAGUUGGCUUCGUGUAUCUCAUUAACCAUGGUAUUCCUGUGGAGAUGAUGGAUGAUGCAUUUGCAUGGUCGAAGAGGUUUUUCGAUCUUCCCCUCGAGGAAAAGAUGAAAUGCCCUCAUCCUCCGAGUGGCGAGUAUCACCGUGGCUACUCUGGCAUUGGAAAGGAGAAAGUCUCUCAAAUGGUGUUCGAUAAGGAGAAACUGGCUGAACUGCGCAAAGCACCUGAUGUGAAGGAAUCCUUCGAGUCCGGGUCAGAGGCCGACACUAAGUACCCCAAUCUCUGGCCUGAUCCUGCUGCCAUCAGUGGAUUCCGCGAGUUUUGUGUCAAGUAUUUCACCACCGCACGGCAGACCCAGAUGGAAGUGAUGCACGCGAUCGCGCUGGGCAUGGGUAUAGACGAGAAUUUCUUCGACAUCUACCAUACUGAUUCAACCAAUCAACUCCGGCUGUUGCACUAUCCGCCUGUCGAGGAGAGUGCACUGCGAGGUGGCGAGAAGGAGCGUAUCGGCGCUCACUCUGACUUUGGAACACUCACGAUGCUUUCUCAAGAUGAUUGCGGUGGACUCGAGGUGGAAGAUCCUCACCAUCCCGGCAUCUUCAGCCCUGCUCCGCCUAUUCGUGGUGCCCUUAUUGUCAAUAUCGGCGAUUUCUUGAUGCGCUGGUCCAACGAUGUACUUAAGUCGACAUUGCAUCGCGUUCGUGCGCCGCCAGUCAAGGAUACGGACAAGAUCGACGCAUUGGGCGCCACAGUGCGCAUGACGCCACCUAGAUACUCAAUUCCUUAUUUCUGCAGUGCUAACCGUGACACCGUGAUCGACUGCAUACCCGGAUGCUGGAGCGAAACGGUGCCCAAGAAGUACGAGCCGAUCACGGCGGGCGAGUAUAUCGCCAUGCGGAUGAAUGUUACGUACUGAACAAUUACCUAGCUCGUAAGAGGUAGGUUAAUGUCAUUCCGGGAAUGCGUCGAGGUUUUUCGUGUAGGAGAGUUUAUGGAAAUUUGUUUUAUUCUGUGGAAACCUGUUUUCUUCUAUUUGCUUCCUUUUUUAUUCUCCGCUUCCCCUCUCGGCUGUGUGUUUUGUGCCAGUUUCUUCCGCUCUCUAUUUACGGGUCAUUUCAUCCGUACUUUCUCCCUACAGUACUACUGGAUAUCUCUCAUUUCCUCUUUCUGUCUUUCGUUUUUUGCUUCCCUCUCCAUGUAUAUGCAUGUGAUUCC